Messenger RNA from Hemicordylus capensis (graceful crag lizard), 1151 nucleotides. RefSeq names its product hes family bHLH transcription factor 7 (gene HES7). Gene Ontology annotation, biological process: regulation of neurogenesis; regulation of transcription by RNA polymerase II; anterior/posterior pattern specification. The transcript has 4 exons. Lineage: Eukaryota; Metazoa; Chordata; Lepidosauria; Squamata; Cordylidae. Bases 85 to 669 code for a protein of 194 amino acids. Gene Ontology annotation, molecular function: protein dimerization activity; DNA-binding transcription factor activity, RNA polymerase II-specific; RNA polymerase II cis-regulatory region sequence-specific DNA binding. Gene Ontology annotation, cellular component: nucleus. The record is from RefSeq and is a predicted model, not a curated record.
UGGGAAGAACCGCUCUCUGAAGCCAAAGGAUCUGGAACUCGGGCUGGAAGCAAGUCCACUGUGCUCAAUAGGACGUACUCCUGGAUGCUGAAGCCCCUGGUGGAGAAACGCCGUCGUGACCGCAUCAACAGGAGCCUGGAGGAACUGCGUCUCCUCCUCCUGCAAAGAACCCACUGCCAGACUCUGAAGAAUCCUAAAGUGGAGAAGGCGGAGAUACUGGAGAUGGCCGUAGGAUACCUGCGGGAGAUGAACUCUGCUAAACCCCAGGGUGCGGACCUCUCUGGAGAUGGGACCCUGCAGACCUGCUACAUGAUGGGAUUCCGGGAAUGCCUCCUCGGCCUGGCGGCCUUCAUCCAGCAGGCCCACCCUUCGGUCCAGAGUCACCUGCUGGAUACCUUGCACCUCUACCUCGCCUCCAAGCCAGAGCCCCACAACCAAGACUGGAGUUGUGGGGCCUUCUCUCCGGGCUCUUCUUUGGAGGAAUCGCCUCCGAGGACCCCUGAGAGCUUCUGCUCCCCUCUGAAGAAGCUGAACGAACCCUUCCGGAGUCCAGACCACCCUUCCUCCAGCACGGGACCGCUGGGGAGCCAACAGAGACACCCCCACGAGGGCACCGCUUCGGCCAAAAGGCUCCCCCCACCACCGGCCAUGUGGCGACCUUGGCCCUAAGCCCAAGAGCAUAAACACUCCCCCUGCCCGCCCCAACCCUUUUUGUACAUAAAUAAUAAAAGCUUAUCUAUCUGUGCUGGGAUCACUGGCAGAUCUCUUGUCCAUGUAUAAUAGUAUUAAAAUGUAUCUCUUAUUACCCCACAAUGUAGCACUCCCCCCUCUCUCUGAGAAAGGUAGAUGGUUUCUUAGGAACUAGUAACUUGGCCUUCACCUAGCGAUUUGGUAGCAACACUAGAAUUGGGUCCCCCCACCCCCUUUUUAAAAAAGGGUCAAGUCAAGUCAUUCCCCCUCACCCCGAGAAAGUCCUUUGUAAUUGGACAUUUGGAUUCCUGAGAGGCCUUCACAGGUAAGUAAAGUGUUGUAUGUAAGCAAGGUGGCCAACUCCUUUUCUGAGUGAGGCCCCUGCGCCUUCAACAGCUGCAGGCCCAGGAGAAAUCCAGGGUCUGAAACUCCUCCUGGCCUUGCAUCUCCUAAAAGGAAGA